AUGUCGUCAGGAAGUGUGCUGCACCACUGGAAUGAAAUCUACUACUUCGUGGAGCAGCUGGCUCAUAGAUUCAUCAGCCCACAGCUAAGGAUGUCCUUCAUUGUCUUCUCUACUCGAGGGACAACUUUAAUGAAACUAACUGAGGACAGGGAACAGAUCCGACAAGGCCUAGAAGAGCUCCAGAAAGUUCUGCCAGGAGGAGACACUUACAUGCACGAAGGAUUCGAGAGGAUUCUGAAUUAUGUCUUGGCAUAUUGUCAUCCAAGAUACAGGACAGCAAGCGUCAUCAUCGCGCUAACGGAUGGGGAGCUACACGAGGACCUCUUCUUCUACUCAGAGAGGGAGCACAUAGUAACUUUCAUAAGUCUUCCAAGUUCAUGCCUGACACAUCUCUGCACGUGUUUGNGUGUCUGUCUCCAGUUGGCUCGGAUUGCAGACAGUAAGGACCACGUGUUUCCUGUGAAUGACGGCUUCCAGGCUCUGCAAGGCAUUAUCCACUCAAUUUUAAAGAAAUCCUGCAUCGAAAUUCUGGCGGCUGAACCAUCCACCAUCUGCGCGGGAGAGUCCUUUCAAGUGGUCGUAAGAGGAAAUGGCUUCCGGCAUGCCCGCAAUGUGGACAGGGUCCUCUGCAGCUUCAAAAUCAAUGACUCAGUCACACUCAAUGAGAAGCCCUUUGCCGUGGAAGACACUUAUUUGCUGUGCCCAGCACCAAUCUUGAAAGAAGUUGGCAUGAAAGCUGCACUGCAGGUCAGCAUGAACGACGGCCUGUCCUUCAUCUCCAGUUCUGUCAUCAUCACCACCACACACUGUGUCAAGUAAACAGUCUAUCCAUCAAAACAUUCAUCAGAGUCUGUCUUCGUGAUGAAUAAUCCAUACUGCAGCUACCAACACAGGGCCUCCUGGUGAGGGAACUUAACCCAGGGAAGAGGCCAUCAUAGCAAACGGAACCAGUGAUAUNGUAUUAGGACCACUGUGUGGAAAACCAGUACUGUGGGCAGGUGGUCAAAGUGAGACUCUGGGAACAAUAGCCAGCCCUUGCCCUCCGAAGCUAUGACACAAAUGCUCCGGUGGGAAAGACACCCUAAAGUUAAAGAUUGUACAGUUUGGGGUACAAUAGGUCAUAGGACUUGCAAAAUGCCCCCUUCAUCCUAAAGACUAGCAUUUGGGGUUCCUGGCCAGCCUCUCAGUGGCCCUUCCUGCAAAGCCAAGCCAGACAGCUUGUUCCAGAAACACUAAGAGCAUAAAACCAGAGACACUGAAACUUAUAGAGGAGAAAGUGGGGAAAAGCCUUGAAGA
Messenger RNA from Mus caroli (Ryukyu mouse), 1296 nucleotides. The record is from RefSeq and is a predicted model, not a curated record. NCBI's taxonomy places the organism in Eukaryota, Metazoa, Chordata, Mammalia, Rodentia, Muridae.